Messenger RNA from Trichobilharzia regenti, 9598 nucleotides. The record is from the annotation of a GenBank genome assembly. Lineage: Eukaryota; Metazoa; Platyhelminthes; Trematoda; Strigeidida; Schistosomatidae.
GUUUUUCGAUGAUCUUUCGAAAGAUAGACUUCAGCUGUAUUUUAAGUCUGUGCACCUUGGUUGCCCAAUGGAACUAACUUAUACUAAAUAAUUCAAUGGGAAUACAUAAUCUCGAUACCAAAGACUUGUUGAAGCGGAUAAAGGAAUGGAAUGCCACAAGACUGGAUCUAUUCAAAAUAUCUGAACCUAAUAAACGUAAUGAAUUCAGUGGAGUGGUACGCUUCUUUUUCCGUGGAGAUGACGGCAAAUAUCAGAGUAAAUGUUUACGCGUAACAAAUACAGCCACUGCACGACAAUUGUGAAUAUACUUGUAGAAAAAUUUCAUCCAGAUUUACGUAUGCUUACAGCUGGACGUUAUGCAAUAUAUGAAUACCAUUCAAAUACUGGAGAACGUCGUCUUGGAGCUGAUGAAGCACCUCUUCUAGUUCAGUUAGAUUGGACAGCUGAAAAUCAAGAAGGACGUUUUAUCCUGAGGGAUGAAUCUAAACCACAAACGAUACAACGCUUUGAUACAACACAUCAAAAUGGUUCGUUAACACCUGGUGCAAAAUUACGCGCAAGUAGUAAAAGUACACUGAAUGUUGACAAUCCUACAGAAGAUAAACAACACAGUCGUGGUUUUGUCCGUAGAUGGUCAUCAGGAUCACGAAAAAAACGGCGAAAAUCAAGUAAACAUCGAUCUGGUAAUAUUGAUGGCGGUGGUGAUGGUGAUGAUGAUGAUGCCUGUGAUGGAGUAGAACAAAUCCCGGAUACAACAUUCACGCGAACCUUAUCUAAUCCAGAUGAAGUUCUGCGCCGAAGACGACAACAACGUGUACAUAAUCGAAAUCAGGCUAUGGAAAUUGGUGAUGGGAGUAAAAAAGGCAGUUUGGUAAAGAUUUAUGGGAAUGCGUUGAAUCCAACAAUACCGUAUAUCCUACUCCCAUUAUCUGUUAAUGAUACAUCUGAACAAAUUGUACAAUGGACAUUAGAAAAAUACAAUCUUAUUAAUCAUGUCGAUUCAAGAGAUUAUUGUUUAGUUAUGGUGAAUUUACCUGCACGUAGUAAUGGAAACAAUGGUGGAGCUGUUAACGGUACUGAACGUUUACCUCACAGUGUAGACAAAGAGAUCACCCUGCAUGAUAAAGACUGUGUCCUGAAAUUCCGUGAAAUGAUUCGAUCCAAUUUUGGUGUAUCGAAUGUUAUACAAAUAAGACAUCGACAUAUCCCUGGUAAAGAGGGAAAACGACCACCCUUACCACCUCCUGCUUAUCCACAUGUACCAGUUCAGCAUCAAGAUGUGCCAACUUCUACUGCUUCUGCUACAGCUGUUCCACUUCCCCUGAAUAAUUCUUCAAUCAACAAUGGUAAAGAGGCGGUAAGACAAUCACAGCUUAAAAGUCAACACCUCGAUGAAAUGCCGUAUUUAAUUGAAGUAGUCAGCGAGACAGAUCAUUCAGUACAUCCUAGAGGAUUAACUAUUGACUUGACCGAUCUAUUUACAAGAGCGUAUACUUUACCUAUCAAACUUGGUACAGUGGAGAAUAUGGUUGGAUCAUAUCCUAAUAUAUUAGUCGAUAAGAAUCAACAUCCUGACAUUCGACCAGUUCAUUGUACAUUUUGUGUUGUCAUAACUACAAACAGUCCAAGUGUACCACAACCAGUAACCACAACAUCUUCUUCUACUACCACACUGUUAAACAGUCCACCAAAAUGGAAAUUACCCAAAGCUGGAUCAACAUUUGAUUUAGAAAAUUGCACAAAAUUCUCUUUACUUUUAACACCAUCAUUAGAUGGUUUUGCCAAACCAGCUGGACCAGCAUUGAUUCGUGUCAAUGGCACACGUGUAACAGGUCCUAUUCUUAUCCCAAAAGAUGAAAUUAUCCAACUAGGUAAAUCAUUAUACCUGAAAUAUAUUCAACCAAUACAAAUUAAAUCGAAUCAACAAACGAAUAAUCAGAAUAAUAAUAAUAAUAAUAAUAAUAAUAUGCAAAUGAAUACAUCUCAUUCACUCACAGCAUUUUCAUCAAAUCAACAUAUGAAUACAUUGACCAAUAGGAAUAAAGAUAAACGGACUACCUUGACAAAUGAUAAAAAUGAGAUACAACGAGUGAAACAGGAGAUAAAUUCAACUGGUGUCUACCCGUCGAAAUCACAUCAUCAGUCCAAAUCCAAUCUUCUAAGUGUAUCAACAAAAAGACAAGAUUCAGAAGAUCAUAAUGGUCAGGUGAACACAUCGUCUUCUUCUACUUCGUCAGAUCAAUUACCUUUAUCGAUUGAUUUAGAGAAUACCAAUGAAUCAACAGCUUUUGAUACACUAAUGGAUCAAUUUAUUCAUCUACUCGAUCGUAUUCUACAAUGUGCUCAAUCUGAUCUAAUCACUGGACAUAGAUCAUCAUCGCAAAAAGAUAUGAACUCGGUGAAAAGUCGUUCAUUCCAUCUAGCACCUGCAUAUGCAAUGUAUUUAACCUAUAGAGCGUGUAUUAAAAAGUUGAACACAUCGAAUCAAUUCCAACCAGUUGAACGAGAUCAUUAUAUUUCACAUUUAACAAAUUAUAUGGCUACUCGAAUAUAUGAGUCCGUACCAAAUUUCAAUCGCAAUUCAAAUACUGAUCCCACAUUAAUCAAACCGUUAACUUAUUGGCUUGGCAAUAGUAGUGAAUUGCUACACUUCUUUAAAAACGAUAUUGAUCUCUGUUCGUCAAAUCGAUCAAAAGGCUGGGAUCAAAAGAAUGAUCGAAGUCAAACGGAUGGACUGCCAGCACCAUCAUCUACAUCAUCUGUGGUUUGUAGAGAUGCUCUACAUAUUCUUGCUGAGACUGUUGACCAUUGUUUCUAUUAUCUACGUUCAGUUAUGACUGGUAUACUACAACCAUGGUUGAUGUGUUUAACGUAUCCAGGAGAUUUAGAUUUACAGGAUGACAUACUUCUCGAUGAUAAACCGAUAGAUCCAACAGAAAGUUGGAAUAAGCCUAAAGAACCAGUCAGUAUGCAAAUUAUUUUACAGCACUUCACCUAUUUAAUGCAACAGUUGAGGAAAUCACGUGUCAACGCCGCGUUGACUUUCCAGUUAUACUCACAAUUAUUUCAUUUAAUCGGUGCACAUAUAUUUAAUACAGUGUUAAUUGAUACAGAAGCUAAACCAAGGAAUGUUCUAAGCGAUGGUAAUUUAUGGCUGACGCGACUUGGUGCAUCCCGAUUGAACAGACGAUUGGAUCGGAUUAAAAGAUGGGCGCAUAAACAAGGUCUUGAAUUGGCUGUUGAAUGUCGUCUACAACGAUGUACACAGGCGUGUCAACUGAUUAUGGCUAAUCGUACAAAUCUGGAUGAAUUUUAUCAACAUUGUAUAAGUUUAAUAUCAUUGAAUAGUAUUCAAUUGGAAUGGUUAUUAGCGCAUUUAUCCGACCCUCCACCUGUUCCUGAUGAAUGGAUUGAUUUGAUUGUAACUGGUGCUAAAGAGGUAAAUGAUCGUGCAUACGCCGAUGAAAUGGAGCAUUAUAUUAGUACAGGACAAUCAGAUAUACCAAUUUCUGAAUUACAGCUGAAUGAAUUAAAAGAACUCCCAAUUCCUUUAUUGUUACCAGCUGACGGUUACGCCUCAGAUGCUGUACUGACUGGUAUUCCUGAUGGUCUGCUAGAUUUUCUACGUCCAUUGAUUAAAGAUGGGUUGAUCAAGGUGAAAAAACAUCCAAUAACUAAUGGCCAGUUGGAAAAUCGACCAUGGACUAAUUGUAUGCGAUUAGCGAUGUAUGAAAAAGAACACGACAAUCGUAGUCAGCAUACAGUACAGUCAAGACGACAAGGAACACUGUCGAAAUCUUGUCAAGAUCGUAAAAGUCCAAGCACUCCGGCUACUACCAAUCUUGGUCAUCACAAGUCAGAUAAACUAAAACAACGAACACACAGCCACGGUGUGGAUGAUGCAGAUGAUGAUUUAAGCCAUUCUUCCAACAGUCUAACAGGCGACACCGGUAGUAUUGACAGUAGUGGAAGUAAUUUCAAAGAAUUUUCUACACAAACAGUUCGUUAUCAACCGAAUAAGCCGAGUACACUACAGAAAUCAUCAUUCAAUCCAUUAUUGUCAGCCAAUAAAGAGACAAGAACGCAUGCUUCACUACCAGAUUUAAGUCAUGCGAGUUAUGAACAAUUAGCAAAAGACGCGAAUGUUCCAAUCAAAUCGAUUACACAAUUCUUUUUAAAAAAGUAUAAUAAUAGUUUAGGAUUGAGUAUAGUUGCAGCGAAGGCCGAAGGACAACGUCUUUAUGGAAUUUAUGUUAAAGAAAUUGUACCGAAUGGUGCAGCUGAUCGUGAUGGUCGUCUGAAAACUGGUGAUCAAAUUCUAGCUAUCGGUAAUACAAGUUUAAUUGGUUGUGCUCAAUCAGAUGCUGUAGCGAAGAUUUCGAAACAAAGUAAACCAGACGAUGGUGUCCAGCUGAUUAUUGCUAAAAAAGCAGCUCAAUAUCAUAAAAUUAUUGAAUUAAUUCGACCUACUAAUAACCAUAUCAGUAGUAAUAGUAUUAAUAAUAACAAUAGUGGGAAUAAUCAUGAUAAAAGGAGUACACAGGUUGAAAACAAGAAACACGACCUACGUGAUAUGCCCUAUUUUAAUCAAAGUCAACCAGAUCUUCGUAUCGAAAAUCAACAAAGUCAGCCUUCUACAGACAAUCACUUGAGAGGUACAAUAGAUCAUAAAAGGUUAAACAAUACUGAUCAUCGACCUGUUUCUCAACGUCCUCGUAACCAACAGCAUCCUCAGAACCCACAUCCACAGCAACAGCAGCAGCAGCAACAACAACAACAACAGCCGAAGAACAACACUAAUACGCGUCUAAAUCAUCCUUCUGUAAAUAAAGCCAAGAGAUUAGAUCAGUCAAGACAAAAAAUUGGUUCUUUAAGUCGUUCUACACCAUCGUUAAAUUUAGCUGAAAUUGGAAUGAAUGAUGAGGCGGAUGAAUUAGAAGAUCAUUCAGGUUACAAAGAUGAUCAUCAGAAAUUAAGUAAACAACAUCCUUCUUCAGUCAAGCAUUCAUCAAGAAAUCGUACAUAUUUCCCGGAGAAAAUCAAUAGGCCUCAAAGUGUUGAUGCUCGAUCUAACUAUGAAGCUAGUCGACAUCGUUCCCAGUCACGUUCGACACCAUCUUCCCCAUCAUCGAUGAGUGAAACAACAUCCUCUGAAUCUGAUAUCAUUAUAAACAAUCCCGAAGAGGAAAGAGACGAAGAGAAUGAACAUCAAAGACGUCAGCAUAACCUUCAAUCUAUACAACAUCAAGAAGAAGAAGAACAGCAACAACGUGAACAUGAAUACAACGGUGGAUAUCGAAGAACACAGACUCCAACUGAAUCCUUAAGACAUCAUAAAAACAGUAAGCGAUCAACUGCCUUACCGUCAAUCUCCUCUCACCUUCCACAAGAGAAUUUUCAUUCACAACCAAAUAUUUUAAAGAAAGCCUAUCUGGAUAACAUGGAUAAUUUUGAGAAUUAUGAUAAAAAUUCCCUGGUGAACAGUGAUGGCGCCUAUCCACAAUAUCAUGAAGGCAAAUCUCUACAACCUAUUCUUGUAGCAGAAUCAAUAUCAAAUGAUUUUACAAGUUUAGAGUCUGUUAGCAGUGGUCAACAGACUGUGUGUAGUUUAAAUGAAUCCCAACCAAUUACAGAUGAUAAUUAUAAUUAUGAUAAAAUGUCAAAAGUGAAUAGCCAUGAAACUCGACGAGUUCGUCACCAACCGCCUCCGCCGCCACCACCACCACCACCUGCCCCUGCAUCAACAUCCUCAACAGCUCCAUCUACAAAUUACACUACAAAGAAUGAGAUGUUGACAACAAGAAAAGAUACUCAAGGGAAUUGGAAACCUGCAUGGCGUGAAACAGAUUUAGAUCGUUGUAAUGGUCAAGAAUUGAAUGCUGACAAUCAUAAUAUUAAUCAUGGGGAUAUUAUUGAAAGAAAUCAGCGUAAACUGAUGCAUAAUAAUAUAGACGGUAUGCCUUCUGUGGAUGAAAUUCAUGAGAAACACGAAAUCUCAAGAAACAGUUCGCCAACAUCUUUCAAAAAUACUAACCAUAAUCCAACUGAACAAAGCAUCUAUCUUCCACGCCCAUUUGAGAAUACUACGUCGUCUAGAAUAAAUGAUCAGCCUGUUGAAGAAAUAUCACAGAUCAGAUCAGAUCAGAAUCAUUUAAAGCCUAAUAAUUUGUCAUCAAUAGUUAGUUAUCAUCAAAAUAAUUCCUCGGCGAAUUCAUUAAUGUAUGAAGAGGAACCAGCAUCAGAGGCGUUAAAACCACCUUCACAUGCUGUGGUAUCGAUUAAUCGAUGGAAUGAAGAGUCCCUGACGAUGGUCAAUGGACCAGUUGUACAAACUGAUCUUCCAAAUGUACAUAUAGACCCUCAACGUGGUCGUAUCUCAACCAAGUCGUAUUCUACAAAUCAAACUAAUCCACUGAACACUAAUCAACCUGUACAAUCAUAUACAUCAUCAACUGGUUACUCGUCUAUGUCUAAUGAUAUUAUACCGCCAACAAAAUCAUUUGUACAUCAACGGAUUUCACAAUUCACAAAUGAUUAUCAAGCAGCAUUCGAUUCUCCUGAGUUAUCGACAACGACGUUAGCAUUCACAACAACAACAACAACUACUACUACUACUACAACAUCUGUACAAAAGACAAACUAUCUGUCAUCAUCUUCGUAUUCAACACAACCUAUUUCUGGUGUAAAUAUGUCAUAUCCGGCUGGCAGGAAUGUGAAUGGAGUUUAUCCAUUGGUCAAGGAAUCUUCAAAUCCUCUGUUGAGUCAGGAGGCUCACAACGCACAAACCUAUUCCAAGCUUAUAAAUACUCCAUCGUAUAUGCCUUCACCUCCACCUGUACCAACAGCAGAAUACCCACAAUAUCAUCCUCCCGAACGAUUGGAACCAGUUCACUGGUCAACCUAUAAACACUGUUCGUCGAAUGAAGAAAGAACUAGUAAUUAUAAUAUAAGUAAUAGUAAUGAAAAGACUUCGAGGAAUUUUAUGUCUCCACAGCCCUCUUCAACCAAUCUACCAUCCUCGAGACUGCCAAUGGAACAAACAAUAACGAAUAAACCUGAUUCAGACAAUAAUUAUCAAUCUUCCUUAUCAAAAUACUCAAACAGACCGAUCGUACACUCGUCUUCAUCUCCGACCGGUCUUGGCUCAGCGGCAAGUCGUGUUCUGGCUCUCCAAUCAGAAAUUGCAGAAUUAGAAGCACAACAACGUGUAGACAAUCGAUUAGAUUUAGGUCCAACGCUGGAUAGAUUACAUGUAGAGUUACAAUUUCAAAAACGUUUGGCAGAACGUGAAUCCAACUGUAAACUUUCUCUGAAUCAUACAAGUACAGCAGCAGUAGUGGUGAAUGAUACGAAAACUUAUAGUUUGCCUGAAAAGUCAAAUACACUAGAGUCAAUUCAUUCGCAUCAUUCAUCAGUGUCAGUGACAAAUCAACCUCCUUAUCGACAGGAUUGGAUGCAUAAAACACGACAAGCUGAACAAGAACUUUUAGAAAAACAAAAUCAGAGAAUAUCUCAACUAGAAGAAGAACAUCGAGCAAUGUUAAUUCGACAAGAAUUACGCGCGAAAGAACGUAACCAAUGGUUCGAACGAAAACAACAACAGCCUCAGGCCGACAGCCCUUCCAAUCCAUCAGCACUGAAAAUGAAGAGUAAUGAUCAUGCGCAUGAUGAAGAUGAUGAUAAUGAUGCGAGAUCAUGGAAUUACCAAACUUUAAGUCAAGUACCACUUAGACAGAAUUCUGAUGACAAUCUUUCUCAAGCAUCCAGUAGUCAAAAUCGUUAUGGACGGCCAAGAUUUGAUGCAAAACAAGAAAUGCCAAAAUUCACACCCUACUCAAUGCCACAUCCAAUUCAAUCACGUCUAGGUCCACAAGUUAUUGAAAGCGAGUUAUCUCGUCUGCAUAAUACCACUGUUCCAGGCACGUCUACUGAUGGUAGUAUGCGUGUCAAAAAAUCUGUAUCGUUUGAUAAAAACUUGGAGACAAUAUCUGUUUACAGUCCACCUACAACACCUCAGGAUAGUUUAAUCGAAAAUGCUUCAACAAAUAAGGCACGUAGCUCCAAUAGAACAACAGGACAGAAUUUAGCUGUGAAGAUCCCCCCACCAUCUAUGCCUUCGUAUAAAAAGUCUUUAAGUCCACCAAUUGGUUUUGAAACUGCUGAUGACAGUAGAAUAAACGCCCCAGAGAAACAAAGUCAACAGGGAAGAACAACAAAUUCAAAUACUGGCAUACCCAGAUCAUCGUCUCAGGGAAAGAUACCCCACCUGAAUAAUAAUAAUACUAAUAUGCCAAAUAUAACUGUCAAACCACCGCCUAACGCAGAACUUCUACCAUUCAAAGAGAAAAUGCGUUUAUUUGCUCAACAAAUCGGUGAAGAUCCACCUAAAGAGCGUAUCAAAGCAUCUAGUCGUCAGCGGGAAUUACAAAAUGCUAAUAAUCUCAAUUGAGAAUUAUAUCACCUCUGUGUACUCAUAUAUUUAUUUAUUCAUAUAACACCCUUAAAAAUGGGAUAAUUAUGUAAUUUAAAUAUCAAUACACCUUUUUUAUUUCGAUUGUUUUGCCUUCAAUUUCCUACCAACACACACUCACCUCUACUCACUAUCACUCCUUCUAUCACUCCGCCUUCCUCCCUCAGUUUGGCUGUCCAUAUAUCUCAGUUCACCUCACAUAUCAGUGUAAAAAUCUGUCGAAUCAAAUCAAAACAAACCCUUGAUCUUUAACCACUGUUUCUAUCCUUGCUCUGACUAUCAUACUCAUUUUGUAUUGUGCUGUUUUUUUCCCAUACAGAAACAUUGUUUGCACAUGCAUUUUAUUCAAAUGAAACUACACAACAACUCAGUGUUUUAUAGUUCCCUCUCUUUAUUUAGUUUUAUUCUUUGAAUAUAUAUGAGUACUUGUCAACCAAAAACACAUCAUUAAUCCUUUGUCUCCCUUUCUGUAUGUUCCCCCGCCCCCACCCACCUCCAUACAUAUAUAUUUAUAUAUACUUAACGAAUCUCUGUGUAUAUUAUAGUUUACUCCCUCAAACAAUGGGAAUUUGAUUUUAGCGCAUUUUGAAUUUCAUUUAUUUUGAUUAAUUUAAACAAAAAGUGGCCUUGAACAGAAAAUAUAUAUAUAUACAUAUUAGAAAAAUCAAUAGCACAUUAAUUCAAUUAUAUAAAUAUACAUAUAUAUUUUAAAAAAAUCAUUCAUUUACUGGGCGUGGCUGAUCUGCUCACAGUCUGAUUACAGCUCAUUGAUCUCAAUCAUCAGUGAUCUGAUCAUGCAUGAUUCUACAAAUAUCAAUAUUAUGAAUGUUAUUAUUUCUUAUAAAAUAAUAUGAUUCAACUUGCUGAAUAUAUAUUUUUUAUUUUACUCUUUUAAUUGAUAAAUACUACUUACAAUCAUUGUUUUAAGUAGUAGUUUCAUAUGUUGUGGUUGAUUAUGUUGCUCGGAUGUAUACGCUAACGUGUUUGUGUUGUGUGUGUGUAUAAUUUAUAGGCCUUCUUUGUCCUUUAUUGUCUUACUACAACCCACCCGCAACCCUCCCUCCAAUCUCCAACUUGGAUCCAUUUUGAUUCCUUGUCAAUUUUGAAUUUGAUUAUAUAAAUAAAAAC